GGGCGGGGCUUGUUGACAGAGGAAGUGGCUCGGCUGGACCUUGGUCUGCUCGUGUUUUUAACUUGCAUUUGGGAUUCUUCAUUCAUAAAUACGGACAGGAAAGGGAGAGAGAGGGUGACGCCAUGGCAACAGACGUGUUGAAGGUGCUCCACGUCCUGGUGCUGUCCUUCUCCUGGGGGACGCAGCUCUGGGUCUCCUUCAUAGCAGGCUUCGCGUUGGUGCGCCAGGUGAGCCGGCACACCUUCGGCCUGGUGCAGAGCAAGCUGUUCCCCGUGUACUUCCACUGCCUGCUGGGGGGCAGCGGGGUCAGCCUGGCGCUGUACGCCCUGCACCACCCAUGGGUGCAGCUGGACUGGCACGAAAGUCUGCAGACGGGUCUGUACGUCGUAGCGCUGGUCUCGGUGGGUCUGAACGCGCGGUGGCUCGGCCCGGCGGCCACGCAGGUGAUGGUCCAGCUGCAGGAGGUGGAGAAGGAGCACGGCCUGGGGGGCCAGGUGGGCCUGGGGGCCCAGACCGAGGCGUACGCCGCGCUCAGAGAGAAGGACCCCAAGUACAGGGCCUGCAGGCGAUGGUUCGGCCGCUACCACGGGCUGUCCAGCCUCUGCAACCUGAUCGGGUUCAUCUGCACCACCACGAACCUGGUCUACACAGCUCUCAAUCUGUCCACCAUUUAGAGAAGCAGGACCUCAAAUAAAAGCCGGGCCUUUAUUUACCUGGACCGCAGACGGUACCCGGCCUUUAUUAGAGGCGGGCCUUUAUUAGAGGCGGGCCUUUAUAGAGGCGGGCCUUUAUUAGAGGCGGGCCUUUAUUAGAGACGGGCCUUUAUUAGAGACGGGCCUUUAUUAGAGGCGGGCCUUUAUUAGAGGCGGGCCUUUAUUAGAGACGGGCCUUUAUUAGAGGCGGGCCUUUGUUAGAGACGGGCCUUUAUUAGAGACGGGCCUUUAUUAGAGACGGGCCUUUAUUAGAGGCGGGCCUUUAUUAGAGACGGGCCUUUAUUAGAGGCGGGCCUUUAUUAGAGGCGGGCCUUAAUUAGAGACGGGCCUUUAUUAGAGGCCGGCCUUUGUUAGAGACGGGCCUUUAUUAGAGACGGGCCUUUAUUAGAGGCCGCCUUUGUUAGAGACGGGCUUUAUAGAGGCCGCUGUUGUGUUAGAGCGGGCUGAUAGAGGCGGGCCUUUUAUUAGAGACGGGCCUUUAUUAGAGGCGGGCCUUUAUUAGAGACGGGCCUAAUUAGAGGCGGGCCUUUAUUAGAGGUGGGCCUAAUUAGAGGUGGGCCUUUAUUAGAGGCGGGCCUUUAUUAGAGGCGGGCCUUUAUUAGAGGUAGGCCUUUAUAAGAGGCAGGCUUUUAUUAGAGGCGGGUCUUUAUUAGAGGCAGGCUUUUAUUUCUAAUUCCAUCUGUUUGAUAUGGAUGGAUAGAUAUGUAGAUAGAUAGAUAUUGAUCCAAUAGAAAUUAUAGUGUUACAGCAGCAAAAUCAGUCACACAGCACAUAUUAUAAAUA
This is a messenger RNA of Etheostoma spectabile (orangethroat darter), 1496 nucleotides long. It is a transcript of the gene tmem205, whose product is annotated as transmembrane protein 205. The transcript has 4 exons. Lineage: Eukaryota; Metazoa; Chordata; Actinopteri; Perciformes; Percidae. The coding region runs from base 123 to 674 and encodes 183 amino acids. The record is from RefSeq and is a predicted model, not a curated record.